GAGGACUUUUAUCUUCUCAAUCGCAGUCUCAGAGCUUUUAUUUUAAACCAGACAGCGCGAGCUACCUGCACGUCAGCGUUCGCUCACACGCAUGCGCAGUACGUGCACUUCCUAUUGUCACUAUUUGUAGUAUUUGUGCUUCUCCAUGUCGCUUGAAAUUAUUGUAUUGUUUGCCUCUGCUCACAUCUCGUUACUUCAUGCUUACUUUCCUUUUCUCCGCCGUUUUCUGCGCCACAUACCUGUCUCCGAUCAUCAGUCAUGUUAAAGGCAGAGAUUUUACUGAACAGGAAAUGUCCCAUUACAGGGACAGAAUAAAGUCCAUGUUUUAUCAUGCAUACAACAGCUACUUGGAAAAUGCAUAUCCCUAUGAUGAGUUGAGGCCGCUGACAUGUGAUGGACAGGACACAUGGGGCAGUUUCUCCCUCACACUCAUUGAUGCUCUGGACACAUUGCUGAUAUUGGGAAACCACACAGAGUUCCAGCGCGUGGCCACUCUGCUCCAGGACACGGUGGAUUUCGACAUUGAUGUAAAUGCGUCUGUGUUUGAGACGAAUAUACGAGUGGUCGGUGGGCUCCUCUCGGCUCAUCUGCUCUCCAAGCGUGCCGGGAUGGAGGUGGAGGAGGGCUGGCCCUGCUCCGGACCCCUCCUGCGCAUGGCAGAGGACGCUGCCCGCAAACUGCUGCCUGCUUUCCAGACCCCCACAGGGAUGCCAUAUGGCACGGUGAACCUGCUGAGGGGGGUGAACCCCAGCGAGACCCCGGUCACCUGCACUGCUGGAGUGGGCACCUUCAUCCUGGAGUUCUCCACCCUCAGCCGUCUGACUGGAGACCCUGUGUUUGAGAACGUGGCUCGCAAAGCUCUCAGGGCCUUGUGGAGGACACGCUCAGAUAUCGGCCUGGUGGGCAACCAUAUAGAUGUCAUAACCUCUAAGUGGGUGGCUCAGGACGCAGGGAUCGGGGCGGGAGUGGACUCGUACUUCGAGUAUCUGGUAAAGGGGGCCAUCAUGCUGCAAGAUGAGGAGCUGCUGGCAAUGUUUCACGAAUUUGAUAAGUCCAUAAAGAACUACACUAAGUUUGAUGAUUGGUAUCUGUGGGUGCAGAUGCAUAAGGGAACAGUAUCAAUGCCUGUGUUUCAGUCUCUGGAGGCGUUCUGGCCUGGACUGCAGAGUUUGAUAGGUGAUAUUUCCAGUGCCACAAAGACCUUCCAUAACUACUACAGUGUGUGGCGUCAGUUUUAUGUUGAUGAACAUGAAUAUUCAUGAAUAAACACACUAUAAACAGACAACAAAUGUGACUAACCACUCAGUGUGUGUUUGUGUUGUACAGAGUUGAUCGAGAGCGCCAUGUAUCUGUAUAAGGCCACCGGUGACCCUACAUUCAUGCAGCUUGGCCGGGAUGCAGUCGAGUCGAUUGACAAAAUCAGCCGGGUGAACUGUGGCUUUGCCACUGUGAAGGAUGUAAGGGACCACAAGUUGGACAACCGCAUGGAGUCCUUCUUCUUGGCCGAGACCAUUAAAUACCUCUACCUCCUCUUCGAUCCUGAAAACUUCCUUCAUAACUCGGGCACAGAGUUCGAGCUGGGCGGCCUGCAGGGCGACUGUAUACUCAGCGCGGGCGGCUAUGUGUUUAACACAGAGGCUCAUCCGCUCGACCCCGCCGCGCUCCACUGCUGCAGCCGAUACCAGAGCGAGCGCAGGGAACUACAGGACAUACUCAUCAGCCUCUCAGAACCACUCAGGCCUGCGACGGACCAAUCAGAGGAGACGCCAGGCGCCGGCGGCUCACGAGAGAGCAUUGCACUGAAGCCGGGAGAGAGGAGGAAAGCUCGGGUGCUCUCCUGCCCCACACAGCCCUUCAGUGCCAAACUGGCUGUCAUGGGUCAAGUCUUCUCUGACAACUCUUGAACGGACUUUCUCGCUGUCAACGGUGUGUAAAGAUGUAGAUUAUGUUUGUAAUUUAACUUCGGAGAGAUUAAAUGUUUUCUAAAUAUGUGUGGAUUUUUUUCCACUCUUUUUAUUAAAAACGUUUUAGAUGACAAAAGUGUUGGCGUUCAGUACGAUCAUUUUAUCAAAGCGUUUUCAUUUGGUACUCCUCAAAAAAUGAAAGUGUUUUACAAACACUGCACAUAUCCCCUCAUUCAUUCGGUCAAACGAUGAAGGGAAUAAAGAAUAAAAACGAUCCGCUUAAUAGGCCACACAAGACCAAACAGCGCUGCUUAACUGAGAUUUUAAUACUAAUUCUACUGUAAUGCUAAUCAGUCUAAAAAGCGUAUUUUCUCUUCACGUGAGAAAGCAAAUGAGAGCCAGAGAGCAAAAGUUUGUAUGAACGUGCCCUCAAACUCUUGCCCAUUUUCUAUGCCAGCAUAAAGUGAGAAUGGCACGACUGUAGCUCCGGACAAAGCCUUUAUUCUUUUGGGCUGGGAUUAGCGGAUUCAGAGCUGCUUUAACGUCCUUUGAGGCAAAUAAACAAAUUGACCUGGGUUAUUAGCAAUUUCACAGUACACAUUAUCUUAGCAGCUCUAAUAUCUCAGGUAUUUCCAGAUGAUUAUGGUUAUGAGUUAUUCAAUAGCAUGUUCUGUUGUUCUGUUCACCAUGAUUAGUGUUACAGGUCAAAUGAUGCAGCUUUGUGCUGCACGAAGUCUCUUCUGCUCACCAAGGCUGUAUUUAUUUAGUC
Messenger RNA from Sinocyclocheilus rhinocerous, 2673 nucleotides. It is a transcript of the gene edem2, whose product is annotated as ER degradation enhancer, mannosidase alpha-like 2. The record is from RefSeq and is a predicted model, not a curated record. The transcript has 11 exons. Gene Ontology annotation, biological process: mannose trimming involved in glycoprotein ERAD pathway; endoplasmic reticulum mannose trimming; carbohydrate metabolic process. Gene Ontology annotation, molecular function: calcium ion binding; mannosyl-oligosaccharide 1,2-alpha-mannosidase activity. Gene Ontology annotation, cellular component: membrane; endoplasmic reticulum. NCBI's taxonomy places the organism in Eukaryota, Metazoa, Chordata, Actinopteri, Cypriniformes, Cyprinidae.